Messenger RNA from Myotis davidii, 1023 nucleotides. RefSeq names its product distal-less homeobox 6 (gene DLX6). Bases 1 to 810 code for a protein of 269 amino acids. Gene Ontology annotation, biological process: regulation of transcription by RNA polymerase II; cell differentiation; embryo development. Lineage: Eukaryota; Metazoa; Chordata; Mammalia; Chiroptera; Vespertilionidae. Gene Ontology annotation, molecular function: RNA polymerase II cis-regulatory region sequence-specific DNA binding; DNA-binding transcription factor activity, RNA polymerase II-specific. The transcript has 4 exons. The record is from RefSeq and is a predicted model, not a curated record.
AUGGCAUGGCCGCUGGCUCUGGUUAAACUGGUGACAGUUCGGCUCUACCGGCGGGCUUUGAGGUGUCCCCCCACCCCCACUCCUGACCGGGCCCCCUCCCUCUGGGUUUUGGAUACCUGGUUGGCGGCUCCUUUGUUCGUGGAGGCAAAACAGAGGGCCUCGGGCGGAUGGUUCUCAGCACCCAAGGGCGGGUGGCUCCAGCACAGCGUGCGGCACUGUGAAGCCGGACCUGGGGCCUGGCUCUGCGGACAGACCGGCCGGCGCACGGCGCCAGGCGCCCCGAGAGCGGCCGGCGCCGCCUCUUCUGCGGCGGAGGGAGCCUGUUCGCCCGAGGGCCGCGGGAGCCGCUCGGUCCAGCCACCGGAUCAACAAAAAACCACAGUGAUUGAAAACGGGGAAAUCAGGUUCAAUGGAAAAGGGAAAAAGAUUCGGAAGCCUCGGACCAUUUACUCCAGCCUGCAGCUCCAGGCUUUAAACCAUCGCUUUCAGCAGACUCAGUACCUGGCCCUUCCCGAGAGAGCUGAACUGGCAGCUUCCUUAGGACUGACACAAACACAGGUGAAGAUCUGGUUUCAGAACAAACGCUCUAAGUUUAAGAAACUGCUGAAGCAGGGCAGUAACCCGCACGAGAGCGACCCUCUCCCGGGCUCAGCAGCCCUGUCGCCGCGCUCGCCGGCGCUGCCCCCGGUGUGGGACGUUUCGGCCUCGGCCAAGGGCGUCAGUAUGCCCCCCAACAGCUACAUGCCUGGCUAUUCGCACUGGUACUCCUCACCACACCAGGACACGAUGCAGAGACCGCAGAUGAUGUGAGUUGUCCGAGGGAAAUCGAUACCCCUAGGGGGAAACGUCUGAACCAGGCAAGGAGGAUCCGGGACCUGCUUGCAGCUGCCACACCGAGCCGAGCCCACGGAGCAGGCUCAGGAGAACUCACGUCUGACCGGACCGUCUGCGCACUCGCGCGCUCUCCAGCUCCCUCCGUCUCUGUUUCUCUCUCACACGCCUCCCUUUCUUUUCCUCCCUCCU